This is a messenger RNA of Aspergillus puulaauensis, 1203 nucleotides long. RefSeq names its product MFS transporter. The transcript has 2 exons. Gene Ontology annotation, molecular function: transmembrane transporter activity. The coding region runs from base 1 to 1203 and encodes 400 amino acids. The record is from RefSeq and is a predicted model, not a curated record. NCBI's taxonomy places the organism in Eukaryota, Fungi, Ascomycota, Eurotiomycetes, Eurotiales, Aspergillaceae. Gene Ontology annotation, biological process: transmembrane transport.
AUGGCUUUAUACGGUACUGCUCAGUUUAUCUUUGCACCUAUUAGCGGUUUCUUGUCGGAUCGAAUUGAAUCGCGGUGGUGGCCCAUGAUGGCCGGCGUGCUGGCUCUGGGUGCCGGCACCGGUUUACUGUGCGCCGGUAGCAGCAUUGGCCUUUGGGUAACAGGCCGGUUGCUACAGGGGGCAGCUGCUGCGACGAUAUGGUCUGUAGCAUGCGCCUUGUUAGUUGACACCGUGGCAAGUGAUCAGCUCGGCCACGCGAUGGGCUAUAUGAGCAUGGGCAUGACGCUUGGAAACCUGACGGGUCCUCUGACGGGGGGUGCAGUAUACCAACAUGGGGGUUACUAUGCAGUAUUCAUUGUGGCGUUUGCUUUUAUAGGUGUCGAUAUGGGGCUUCGACUCUUGAUUGUCGAGAAAAAGCAGGCUUCAAAAUUCCUUACUCGUCCUGUUACAGCAAGCCCCGAGAUCAUCAACGCCCAGGACGAAUCAGGGCUGCAGCUGGCUGAUCGGAAUAGCCAGGAUCCAGUAACUCUCCAUCUGCAUACGGGUCUUAGAGGUGCUUGGAAGCUUCUGUCUUCUCUGCGUAUACUCAUUGUCCUAUGGGCUUGCGUGGUGAUUGCGGUUAUUGUGUCGGCUUUUGACAGCGUCUUGCCGCUUUUUGUCCAAGAGACAUACGGUUGGGCGCCGACUGCGCAGGGACUUAUCUUCAUCCCACUCCUCAUCCCGAGCUUUCUCAGUCCGAUAGUUGGCUGGGUUAAUGACCGGUAUCCUAGCUCUCGACGGAUUGCGGCAGGAGGUGCCCUGGCAAUAAGCGUUCCGACCUGCGUUCUUCUCCGUCUCGUGCAGGUCAACGACACCGGGCGUAAAAUCCUGUUAUGCGUGCUUCUUUUGCUACUUGGUGCUUGCAUGGGUAUACUGUUCCCGCUUGUGCUGGCGGAAAGCUCAUAUGCCGCUUCCGAAAAGGAACAGGAACGCCCUUCUUUGUUUGGUAAACAGGGGGCAGCGGGACUUGCAUACGGGUUUUCGAAUUCCGCCUAUGCUGCCGGCUCCAUAGCUGGGCCAUUUUUCGCGGGUUUCAUCCGUCAAUACGCGGGCUGGGGUACGAUGUCAUGGUCAUUGGGGUUGCUGACUGGGGCCUCUGCUUUUCCGGUUGUGUUGUGCUUUGGCGGGCUUCUGUCCUGGCGGGGAAAUCACGGCAGUAACUAA